This is a messenger RNA of Pyrus x bretschneideri (Chinese white pear), 1490 nucleotides long. Its product is annotated as protein RETICULATA-RELATED 4, chloroplastic. Lineage: Eukaryota; Viridiplantae; Streptophyta; Magnoliopsida; Rosales; Rosaceae. Bases 212 to 1366 code for a protein of 384 amino acids. The transcript is spliced from 8 exons. The record is from RefSeq and is a predicted model, not a curated record.
CAUUCAAAUCAUUUCAUCAAAACACAAAAAAUACGAAAACUGAAAGAGGAAGAAGACCAAGACCCAGUUGGAUCCACCAACCCAUUUUCUCUCAACAACCUUCAUUUCUGAUUCUCCAAUUCUCUCUCUACUUCUUCAAAGAGGAGAGAGAGAGAAAGAGAGAAAAGAGGGAGGGAGGUAGUGAAAGUAAAGCGCCGCAAAACAACCAACAAUGGCUACAGUCACCACCAUCUCCAACUUCUACACUUCUCACUCUCAAUUUCCCCCUUCACCAAACACCCCCCGCCAUUUCUCUCUCUCUCCAAAAAGCUUCACUUUCACCAUCAUCUCGCGCACUAAAAUCACCCCAACUCCCUGCCUCCAACUCACCACCUCCCGCUUCCACCGAUCCCCGCUCGCAGCCGCCGCGUACGGCGGUGAGCCCCCAUCAGGCGGAGGUGGACACGGCGGAAGUGGAGGUAAUAACAAUGACGGUGAUGGAAGUGGUGAGGACCGAGAUCGAAACAAGGCGGAGGCCCUCGCGGCAAUGGCUGAGGCUGGGAGGUCGUCGGAGAGUCUGCCGAAGGACUUGGCGGCGGCUAUAGAGGCGGGGCGGGUGCCGGGGUUGAUUGUGAAGAGGUUCUUUGAGCUGGAGAAGUCGGCGGUGUUCAGGUGGUUGCUUGGGUUUGAUGGGUUCAAGGAGCGGUUGCUUGCGGACGACUUGUUCUUGACUAAAGUUGGCAUCGAGUGCGGCGUUGGGAUAUUCACCAAGACUGCUGCAGAAUUGGAGCGGCGCCGAGAAAAUUUUACCAAAGAGCUGGAUUUUGUUUUUGCGGAUGUGGUGAUGGCCAUCAUAGCUGAUUUUAUGCUUGUCUGGCUUCCCGCUCCUACUGUUUCACUUCGACCACCUCUUGCUGUCAGCGCAGGCCGUAUUGCUAAGUUCUUCUAUGGGUGUCCGGAUAAUGCUUUCCAGGUAGCUUUGUCUGGAACAUCUUACUCACUCUUACAGAGAAUAGGCGCAAUAGUGAGAAAUGGAGCUAAACUAUUUGCAGUCGGGACUGGUGCAUCUCUGGUUGGUACGGGUGUAACCAAUGCCUUGAUUAAUGCACGAAAAGCUAUCGAUAAAUCUUUUGCUGGUGAAGCAGAGGAUGUUCCCAUAUUGUCAACUAGUGUGGCCUAUGGAGUUUAUAUGGCGGUUUCUAGCAAUCUAAGGUACCAAGUUCUUGCCGGAGUAAUUGAACAACGCCUUCUAGAACCCUUGCUGCACCAACACAAGCUUAUACUGAGUGCAAUGUGCUUUGCUGUUCGAACUGGCAACACGUUCUUGGGUUCCUUGAUGUGGGUCGAUUAUGCACGUUGGAUUGGAAUUCAAAAGAUCCGAGAGUAGAGCGCACGGCAGAUAACCAGUCACAUGAUUGUUGUAAGUAAAUUGGUGUUGGAUAUUGAUUUCAUUUUACAGAAUUACAGAUUGUACAUCAAUGGAAUUAUACGGGUGCUUUUGGUUUGGUUCA